AGAUAUCAGGAAGUAGAAUUGUAAGUUCUUAGAUGGUUUCUGUCCUUUUCCAGGUGUUACAUAAAGUUUAAAGAUGUCGUAUAUGCUUCCUCACUUACACAAUGGCUGGCAAGUAGACCAGGCCAUUCUUUCAGAAGAAGACCGUGUGGUGGUCAUCCGGUUUGGACAUGACUGGGAUCCAACUUGUAUGAAAAUGGAUGAAGUUUUAUAUAGUAUUGCUGAGAAGGUAAAAAAUUUUGCUGUUAUUUAUCUUGUGGAUAUUACAGAAGUACCUGACUUCAAUAAGAUGUAUGAGUUAUAUGAUCCCUGUACAGUAAUGUUUUUCUUUAGGAAUAAACACAUCAUGAUUGAUUUAGGUACAGGUAACAACAACAAGAUUAACUGGGCGAUGGAAGAUAAGCAAGAAAUGAUCGACAUUAUAGAAACAGUUUAUAGAGGAGCUCGUAAAGGUAGAGGUCUCGUGGUGUCGCCAAAAGACUAUUCUACCAAAUACAGAUAUUGAGAUUUUGUGAGAUUUGCUUUCUCUUUUCAUCCACUUCCAAAUACACACAAUUAUCCUUUGUAUAUAAAAGUUGACUUACGUAUUUUUUUAUGAACAUGUUUUGAAAUCUUAUUUAAAAACUUAGUCAAGUCUCAUUUGAAAAAAUAGAAGACAUGAAGUCUGGAACCAUUUGAUUUCAGAAGUAAAAUAGGUGGAUUAUUCCUUUUGAAUGAAAGGACUUCAACUCUCCAAAUGCUGACACCUCAGUGUAAUAUAUUUUUAACGCAAAUCUGUUCUUAGAAAAAAUUGUAAAAAAUGUGACAAGUUGCAACAAAUGUACAUGGAAAACUUUGAAGCCUUUUAAUGGAAAAAAGUACUGCUGUUGUGUUCUUGCCUUUAGUUAUCUUUAAUAAUAAAAGUAUUUGUCUUUUAAGGUACAUCUCCUGAA
This is a messenger RNA of Pelodiscus sinensis (Chinese soft-shelled turtle), 929 nucleotides long. NCBI's taxonomy places the organism in Eukaryota, Metazoa, Chordata, Testudines, Trionychidae. The record is from RefSeq and is a predicted model, not a curated record.